AUGCGCGCCACACUCCUGUCCCUCCUUCCUCUCGCUCUCGCAGCACCAGCCGUACUUCACCGACAAGCCACGAAACCCAUAUACUGGCUCCUAGCCGGUGACUCAACAACCGCCACCAACGGCGGCUGGGGCGAUGCCUUCCUCUCCACAACCGUCGCGGAUGGCUCCUCAGGUCACAACUACGGGCACAGUGGCGCGACAACAAGAUCGUUCCGAGCUGGCGGCGACUGGGCCAACGUGACCAGGGACAUCGGGACGUACAAGGAGGACUACAGGGUGUAUGUGACGAUCCAGUUCGGCCACAACGACCAAAAGCCCACCUCCGGCGUCUCCCUUACAGAUUACCGCACAAAUCUCGCAACCUUCGCCUCUGAAGCCGAACAAGCAGGCGCGAUACCCAUUCUCCUCUCACCCCUCACCCGCCGCACAUUCAACACAACUACGAAACGCGUUAUCGAGAACCUGUCGAACGAAACAGCCAUCACACUCGAUGUAGCCGAGGCCAACGACUUGCACAUUAUCGAUCUGAAUAAAGCAUCGACGGCUUACGUGAAUGCGAUUGGACAGAAGGGCGCGGAUACGUAUAACUGGGGUGAGAACGGCACAACGGGAAAUGAUCGCACGCAUCUGAAUCCGUGGGGUGAGGUGGUGUUUGCAAGGAUGGUGAGUGAUCUGUUGGUGGAGAAGUACGGGGAGGAGUUUGGCGAGUGGACGGUGGGGAAUGAGACAUUGAGUGCGUUGAUCAGGGAUGGGAAGGUGGCUUAG
Messenger RNA from Alternaria conjuncta, 765 nucleotides. RefSeq lists its product as uncharacterized. Lineage: Eukaryota; Fungi; Ascomycota; Dothideomycetes; Pleosporales; Pleosporaceae. Gene Ontology annotation, molecular function: hydrolase activity. The transcript is spliced from 2 exons. The record is from RefSeq and is a predicted model, not a curated record. The coding region runs from base 1 to 765 and encodes 254 amino acids.